Acanthosepion pharaonis is the source of this 3255-nucleotide messenger RNA. Lineage: Eukaryota; Metazoa; Mollusca; Cephalopoda; Sepiida; Sepiidae. The record is from the annotation of a GenBank genome assembly.
AUGCGCCUUUCUUUUUUCUUUCUACAUGCAGUUGACUACGCAUGCGCACUUUCGUUUGUAUAUAGCACAAGUAUAUCCCAGGUCAUUGCCUUAGCAACCAUGAUUCUUGCGUCUCUGACUAGAGCAAGUAGAAAAUCACAUCAAGGCAAAAAGUGUGGGAAUAACUGCAAAACGGUGAAUCGGUAUCUCUCUCGACUUUUUCCUCUUCCUUUCUGUCUCCGUCUCUCUUUCUCUCCGUGUCCCUGUAUUUCUCACUGUCUUUCUCUGUUGUUGUUACUUUCAGUCUAUUUAUGUUUGUCGCUAUUUUUCUCUGUCACUUUUCAAUUGGUUUAUCUAUUUCUCUUUCUGUGUCUUUCUUUCCCUCUCCAUUUGUCACGGUCUGUCUAUCUCUCUCUCUCUAAUCUCUCCCCCUGUGCGUGUCUGCAUUUCUCUCAGUUUCUCUAUAUAUCUGCUUCUAUCUCUCGGUCCUUUCAUUUUUUGACUGUCUAUUUCUGUCUGUCUCUUUUUUCUCAGGUUUUCUUUUCUUUUUCUUCUUUAGCGAUUUUUCUUCUUCUGCAUCUAUUUUUAUGUCGCCUUUUUCCUCUUGAAAAUCUUUCUUAUUUCUUCUUCUUUUCUCUCUCUCCAAUUCCUUUAUCAUCUUUCUUUUUCAAAGUCAUUUUUCUUCUUCGUUAUCCUCUUUUUCUUAUUUACGAUUUCUUUCUUCUUCUUCUGAAGCGAGUUCUUUCUUCUUCUUCUUCAGCGAUUUCUUUCUUUCUUCUUCUUCAGCGAUUUCUUUCUUUCUUCUUCUUCUUCAUCGAGUUCUUUCUUUCUUCUUCUUCUUCAGCGAUUUCUUUCUUCUUCUUCUUCAGCGAUUUCUUUCUUUCUUCUUCUUCAGCGAUUUCUUUCUUUCUUCUUCUUCAGCGAUUUCUUUCUUUCUUCUUUUUCAGCGAUUUCUUUCUUCUUCUUCUUCAGCGAUUUCUUUCUUCUACUUCUUCAGCUAGUUCUUUCUUUCUUCUUCAACGAUUUCUUCUUCUUCUGCGAGUUCUUUCUUUAUUUCUUCUUCAGCGAUUUCUUUCUUUCUUCUUCUUCUUCAGCGAUUUCUUUCUUUUUCUUUUCGAUUUCUUUCUUUCUUCUUUUUCACGAUUUUUUCUUCCUUCUUAUUUCUUUCUUCUUUCUUCCUUUUUUCUUUUAACGUCUUUUCUGCGAGUUCUUUCUUCUUCUUCCUUUUCGUUUUCUUCUUCAGCCUCUUUUUUCUCAUUUCUCUUUUGCAUUUAUCGCUCUUUUUUUUUCUUUACCGCCUUUCUUCUUCAACGUCUUUUUUCUUCUACUUCUCUAUUGCUCUCUUCUUUUUCUUCUUCAACGUCUCUUUCUUGCUUCUUCUUUACAUUUGUCUCUCGUUUUUUUCUAUGCCACUUUCCUUUUUUAACGACUUUUUCCCUGGUCGGUGCGCUGAUUUCUUGUGUCGUUAAUUUCCUCCUUUCAACCUCUUUAUUUUCUUCGAUAGUGACUGACGUUGUUGUUAGUAGUAGUAGUAGUAGUAGUGGUGGUGGUGGUUCUUCUUCUUCUUCUUCUUCUUCUUUUCCUCCUCUCCGCUUUCUUUCUUCUUUAUUCUCUCCUCUACUUCAAUCUUCUUCUCCGUCUUCUUCUUCUCCCCUCUACCCCGCUUUAUUCUUUUUAUGCUCCUUCACCGUUUUCUCCUCCUCCUUUUUUCCUCCGCUUUCUUCUUCUUCUUUGUUUUCCUUCUCUUCGCUUUCUUCUUCUUCUUUGUUUUCCUCCUCUUCUUCGUUGUUUUCUUCUUCUUCGUUUCCCUCUUUUUCUUCUUCUUUGUUUCCCUCUUCUUCUUCUUUGUUUUCUUCUUCUUCGUUUCCCUCUUCUUCUUCUUUGUUUUCUUCUUCUUCGUUUCCCUCUUCUUCUUCUUUGUUUUCUUCUUCUUCGUUUCCCUCUUCUUCUUCUUUGUUUUCUUCUUCUUCGUUUCCCCCUUCUUCUUCUUCUUUCUUUUUCUUCUUCUUCUUUGUUUUCUUUUCUUCCUUCUUCUUCUUCUUCUUUUGUUUUCUUCUUCUUCUUUGUUUUCUUCUUUUCCCUCUUCUUCUUCUUUGUUUUUCUUCUUCUUCGUUUCCCUCUUCUUCUUCUUUUUUUUCUUCUUCUUCGUUUCCCUCUUCUUCUUCUUUGUUUUUCUUCUUCUUCGUUUUCUUCUUCUUCUUUGUUUUCUUCUUCUUCGUUUCCUCUUCUUCUUCUUUGUUUUCUUCUUCUUCUUCUUCUUUGUUUUCUUCUUCUUCGUUUCCCUCUUCUUCUUCUUUGUUUUCUUCUUCUUCGUUUCCCUCUUCUUCUUCUUUGUUUUCUUCUUCUUCGUUUCCCUCUUCUUCUUCUUUGUUUUCUUCUUCUUCGUUUCCCUCUUCUUCUUCUUUGUUUUCUUCUUCUUCGUUUCCCUUCUUCUUCUUUGUUUCUUUUCUUCGUUUUCUUCUUCGUUUCCCUUCUUCUUCUUCUUCUUUGUUUUUCUUCUUCUUCGUUUCCUUCUUCUUCGUUUCUUCUUUUGUUUUCUUCUUCUUCGUUUCCCUCUUCUUCUUCUUCUUUGUUUUCUUCUUCUUCGUUUGUUUUUUCUUCUUCUUCUUCUUUUCUUCUUCUUUGUUUUUUUUCUUCUUCGUUUCCCUCUUCUUCUUCUUCUUUGUUUUCUUCUUCUUCGUUUCCUCUUCUUCUUCUUCUUUGUUUUCUUCUUCUUCGUUUCCCUCUUCUUCUUCUUCGUUUUCUUCUUCUUCGUUUCCCUCUUCUUCUUUUUUUUCUUCUUCUUCGUUUCCCUCUUCUUCUUCUUCUUUGUUUUCUUCUUCUUCGUUUCCCUCUUCUUCUUCUUCUUUGUUUUCUUCUUCUUCGUUUCCCUCUUCUUCUUCUUCGUUUUCUUCUUCUUCGUUUCCCUCUUCUUCGUUUUCUUCUUCUUCUUCGUUUCCCUCUUCUUCUCCUUCGUUUUCUUCUUCUUCGUCGUUUCCCUCUUCUUCGUUUUCUUCUUCUUCUUCUUCUUUCUUCUCCUCUUUUUCUUCUUCUUCUUCCUUCUUCUCCUCCCCCGUGAUCUUCUGUUUACCUUCGUUCUUUCUUAUCUACCGCACUUGGUCGACUGGGGACAAAGUUUGCGAUUGUACUCUGGUGUCUUUUCAAAGGCUAAAAGCAGUGUUGGGCGCCAUGUAUUUCUCAUAUCUAUCUAUUUCUCUAUCUAAGUCUUAUUACUCCCCAUCUAUCUAUUUCUUUCUGCCCAUAUCAAUCUUGCAGUCUGUUCAUAUCUAUCUAUAA